GAUUGUCCGUAAAAUGCCUGCUGCUAAAGGCUUGCUCAGUGCUUUCUUGACUUUGAUAGUGAUCUGUUGCAGUGACGGCGAACACUUUGAAGUAACAAUCAUAAACGGUGACUGUGAAUACGACGGCCAACAGGCAAAAAAUAAUGAAAUGGUAAACCUCACUCACCCUUGCCGAAGACAAAUUUGUCGAAACGGAGAAUGGAAAAUACAAUUGUGCCCAGUGUUGCAGGAUGCCGGUCAAAACUGCAUGACUGUGACUGAUCAUCCGAAUGAGCCUUACCCGCUCUGCUGCCCACAUACGCGGUGCGUUGAUAAAAGGCCUGAUGUUCUCACUGCUGACAUGGUCAUAACGCGAGGAAUAACACCUAAACAAGAGAACUGCCAAUACAGGGGGCUGACAGUGCCAAGUGGCGAAACCCAGCGAGCUCAGAGCCCCUGCGUGGAGCUAUUCUGCAAAUGGGGUAAUAUGAAGAUAACGAAGUGUCCCGCAAUCAUCAUCAAUAAUACACGCUGCGUAAAAAAUGCAGGUGAAGCGGCACCGUAUCCAAAAUGCUGCCCAUCCCUUUCGUGCUCUCUUCUUGACGCUGACGAUACUGCGACUAUAUAUAGUUGAAUGUUCCCGUACAAGAUGCUUAGAGAUAACCGACAAACGAGCAACGUAAAUCUCCUCCGAAUGCCGAAAAGUAAAUAAAUUCUGCUGCUAAUUUCAGCAUCAACCGUGCUGAAAUAAGCAAUUAUUUCAA
Molecule: messenger RNA, 743 nt
Organism: Rhipicephalus sanguineus (brown dog tick)
Lineage: Eukaryota; Metazoa; Arthropoda; Arachnida; Ixodida; Ixodidae
Exons: 5
Coding region: 14-613 (199 amino acids)
Source: RefSeq, a predicted model, not a curated record